AUGAAACCUGUUGAAGGCCAGUUCAAUUUUACAGGAAAUUAUGAUUUGGUGAAAUUCAUCAAAUUGAUUGCUGAAAAUAAUUUGUAUGCAAUCCUACGACUUGGUCCUUUCAUUCAGGCAGAAUGGAAUCUUGGAGGACUUCCAUUUUGGCUGAGAGAUGUACCCAACAUCAUAUUCCGGUCAUAUAACGAACCCUACAUGACUCAUAUGAAAAGAUACAGCGAAAUGAUUAUAAACAUGAUGAAGAAGGAGAAGCUAUUUGCACCUCAAGGAGGCCCAAUUAUCCUUGCACAGAUUGAAAACGAAUAUAACCAUGUUCAAGAAUCAUAUCGUGAGAAAGGUAUUCAAUAUCAAAAGGAUGCCCCUGCAAAUGUAAUAAGUACAUGCAACGGAAGGCAUUGUGCAGAUACCUUUGGCGGGCCAAACGGCCCAAAUAAACCUUCUUUAUGGACCGAAAAUUGGACUGCUCAAUAUCGGGUUUUCGGAGAUCCACCUUCUCAAAGAGCAGCAGAAGAUAUCGCAUUUUCAGUUGCUCGAUUCUUCAUGAAUAACGGAAGCAUGACAAACUACUACAUGUAUCAUGGUGGAACCAACUUUGGAAGAACAAGCUCGUCGUUUGUGACCACUCGUUACUACGAUGAAGCUCCCCUUGACGAAUUUGGUUUGAUAAGAGAACCCAAAUGGAGUCACCUUAGAGACCUCCACACGACUUUGAGAUUGGUAAAGCAGCCUUUUCUUUUGGGUACUCAAAAAGUCAAAAAUAUCAACAAAUUUGUCCAAAUUAUCACAUACGAGAAACCAGAAAGCAACAUUUGUUUAGCGCGAUCUGUCGCCAUUCUUCCUGAUUGCAAAACUGUCGUUUAUAACACAGAACUUAUCGUAUCACAACAUAACUCAAGGAGCUUCGUACUUUCAAAGAAAGCGAAUAAAUUUAAAUGGGAAAGCUAUCGGGAACCUAUUCCAAUAGCUAAAGAUUUACCAGUUAUGAGUAAAACACCAUUGGAACUCACCUCCAUGACAAAAGAUACCACAGAUUAUAUGUGGUAUAGCACAAGCUUACAUCUUGAUAGUGACGAUCUACCCAUGAGACCAGAUAUCUUGCCUGUUAUUCAGAUUCAAAGUCUUGGGGAUGCAUUAUUGGCUUUCGUUAAUGGAGAAUAUAUAGGAUUUGGACAUGGGAGCUUCAUUGAGAAGUCAUUUUCGUUCUCCAAACCUGUGAGUUUGAAGACUGGAGUCAAUCACAUAUCGAUCUUGGCAAUGACUGUGGGACUACCGAAUAGUGGAGCGUAUAUGGAGAAGAGGUUUUCGGGUAUUCGAGCUGUUAUUCUACAGGGUAUGAGUAGUGGUUCUCUUGAUCUCACGCUUAACCAAUGGGGUCAUAAGGUUGGCAUCGAGGGAGAAUCACUCCAAUUGUACACAGAAGAAGGAUCCAAGAAAGUUAAAUGGAACCCAGCCAGUGGACCAGGAACACCUAUUACAUGGUACAAGACGAAUUUUGCCACCCCUGAAGGAAAUAAUCCGGUUGCGAUCAAGAUGGAGAGAAUGGGCAAAGGUGUAGUUUGGGUCAAUGGUAAUAACCUUGGUCGUUAUUGGGAAAAUUAUCGUUCACCUCUUGGGGCCCCUUCUCAAACCGAGUAUCACAUCCCAAGGUCAUUCUUAAAACCAAAGAACAACCUUUUGGUUGUGUACGAGGAGAGCGGUGGAACCAUUGAUGGUGUUGUGAUCAAUACUGUCAAUCGCGACAUUAUUUGUAGCUUUAUGUAUGAGGAUUAUCCGCCAAAUAUUGACAUAUGGAAAAUGGAGGGAGGUGUUCUUAAGACCACCUUGGAAUCACCUAAGCCAGAAGCUCAACUUACUUGCGACCCUGAUAAAUUCAUCAAGGAAAUCCAAUUUGCGAGCUUUGGCAACCCUUGGGGAUCGUGUGGGACAUAUAUUCAAGGAACAUGUCAAUCUCCCAAUGCCAAGCAAGUAGUUAAAAAGGCUUGCUUGGGAAAGAAUAGUUGCAGAAUCCCCCUCGAUAGAGCAAUUUUGGGCGACCCAAGCGGUGACAAAUCUUGUUCUCAAGACAAAUUUAAAAGACUUGCUAUCCAAGUGAGGUGCGCGAAGAAGAAAGAUGAGUAGAUAUAGGAUUUUUCAAAUUCAAAAGGGUGUGUUUGUGACAUUUUUGGCAAAUUGAAGGGGCCUUUGUACAACAAAGAAACUAAAACGCUUUGAAUGAUUGCACUCGAA
This is a messenger RNA of Lactuca virosa, 2229 nucleotides long. NCBI's taxonomy places the organism in Eukaryota, Viridiplantae, Streptophyta, Magnoliopsida, Asterales, Asteraceae. The record is from the annotation of a GenBank genome assembly.